Messenger RNA from Aspergillus neoniger CBS 115656, 471 nucleotides. RefSeq lists its product as uncharacterized. Gene Ontology annotation, molecular function: transmembrane transporter activity. Bases 1 to 471 code for a protein of 156 amino acids. Lineage: Eukaryota; Fungi; Ascomycota; Eurotiomycetes; Eurotiales; Aspergillaceae. The transcript has 3 exons. Gene Ontology annotation, biological process: transmembrane transport. The record is from RefSeq and is a predicted model, not a curated record.
AUGUUUCAAGGCCUGUUUGGCUCUAUAUUUGGGAUUGCCAUGGUCAUGGGGCCUCUAAUUGGCGGAGGUCUGACGGAUUCAGGCUCCUGGAGGUGGUGCUUCUAUAUCAAUCUCCCCAUUAAAGCCCCGCCCAAGGCGCAGUCCAAGCAUGUUUCUUUCUUGACACAGCUAAAACGCCUCGACCCUCUCAGUAUAUUCUUCUUUGUCCCAUCCAUAGCCUCACUGUUACUGGCCCUUCAGUGGGAUGGAUCUACUUAUAGCUGGAGUAACGGCCGUGUUAUCGCCUUCUUUAUAGACUUUGGCAUUCUGAUGCUAACGUUCGCCAUUGUUCAGAUCUAUAUGCCCGAGACAGCCACUAUUCCCGCCCGAAUAAUUACCCAGCGGAGCAUUUUCUUCAGGAUUUUAUAUACCUUCUUCACAUCAGGAGGCAUGGUGUUGAUGAUCUACUAUCUCCCUAUUUGGUGUAUGUGA